AUGCCCGAAAGAUUCACCACCAGCGCCUUCCGUAGGCUCUGCAAGAGGACGCCGAAUGGCCCGACUGUUAUUCAAAAGCUCCGCAAGAACGCCGCCGCGCACGCUAUCGCCAAGACCACCGACGACAAGGCCAAAGAGUUCCUCGCUCAGCGCAAAGCCACGAGGGACGACACUACCAACAAGAAGCAGGCGUUCCUCAACGAUGAGAAGAUCAGAUGCGCCAAGGAAGCCGAGAGUAUUAGGCGCGAGCAGAUGUUGAGGGAGAAGAGGAGAGUGGCUAUGAAGAAGGCCUGCGGGGAACGCGUCAGCCUCUAUCGUGCGGGAAACAUUGACGCUCCUGCUUCUGGAGCUUCGGCUUCUGCUCCCGGAGCUUCGACCUCGGCUUCUACUCCUGGAGUUUCGACUUCGGCUUGUGCUUCUGGAGCUUCUGGAGUUUCUGGAGCUUCGAAAGUUACUCCUCCUUCUCGCAAGGAUAUGUUGCUCGGCAGAGAGGAUAAGUUGCUUCUUUCUCAGAUGAAGCCGAAGGAUACUAGGAGCUUGGUUAGGAAGCGCGAUCGCAAUUAA
Molecule: messenger RNA, 564 nt
Organism: Tricharina praecox
Lineage: Eukaryota; Fungi; Ascomycota; Pezizomycetes; Pezizales; Pyronemataceae
Exons: 2
Coding region: 1-564 (187 amino acids)
Source: RefSeq, a predicted model, not a curated record